AGACCUAUGAGUGGCAAACACAUCACCCCCUUUAGAAGCUCACCGCCUUCUCUCCGCGAAUGGGAAGGAAAGCGCAGUACUAAAUGAUUGCUUCGUUCAGUUAGAUUGUGCUACGCUUCGGACACUGCAGCUCAGCCUCCAUGACCGUGCCGCGCCGCGCCGCACAGAUGUGCCAUCACACCAAGCCUAGAUGUUCUCCAGGCGUGUGGUGCACGAUCUGCGGCUUUGUUACUGGCACUGCUCCUGAUGUGCUGCGUAGUCAGGCGAGGCGGAGUGCACAGCUAGGUGCGUGGUUGGCUAAUUCAGUACCCCAUGUCAUGCGGCGCGAGGUGCGGCAGGAUAGUUGCUUCCCUGUCAUCACAUUUUAGCAAUCACUGCUACGUUUUAGUAGGCAUAUUCGCUUCAUCAUUCGCAACUACGACAUACAGCCAUUCCAAAGCGCGACGGCGACUGAAUCGCACCCGUCUGGAUUGCAAAUUAGUGGGCUGUACGCAAACUGGUGGACCCCUCCUGCAUGACUAUCCUAUCCACGACGCUCGGUAUACGAAGUUGACCGUUGCGCUCGUACCUCACCCAGUAAUGUGCUAGAAGGGCGAACAAGGGGUGCAAACGUAGCCCGGGAACGGGCACUUCAUGUACGAGUGCCUAAGUUCAGUACGAAAGAAGGUUUGGAAACAUGACCGGCGUAACAGUGUCGUAGAACCCGAGCGAAAUCCCGCGACUUCACAUCGAUGCUAUACAAGCUCAAGGUUAGGGUUCAGCCGCGUGUCGUUCUACACAAGAGCAUCCCGUUCCAUACGAUGAUACAUGCGUUAACAGCAUGCCGUAUCCGCUCCGAAAGCUCGGUUCGCUGCGGGUGCGCCAAAUCUCCCCAUCGGUUAGCA
Phanerochaete carnosa HHB-10118-sp is the source of this 884-nucleotide messenger RNA. RefSeq lists its product as uncharacterized. The record is from RefSeq and is a predicted model, not a curated record. The transcript has a single exon. The coding region runs from base 141 to 368 and encodes 75 amino acids. Lineage: Eukaryota; Fungi; Basidiomycota; Agaricomycetes; Polyporales; Phanerochaetaceae.